Durio zibethinus is the source of this 2364-nucleotide messenger RNA. NCBI's taxonomy places the organism in Eukaryota, Viridiplantae, Streptophyta, Magnoliopsida, Malvales, Malvaceae. The record is from RefSeq and is a predicted model, not a curated record.
AUGGGAUUUGAUAACGAGUGCAUACUGAAUAUUCAAUUUCUGGCUGGAGAGUACUUCUGUCCUAUUUGUGGCUACUUGUCUACCCAAAUGAAGCAUUACAAGGCGGAUUCUAAGCCGCUUGUUGAGUCAAAUAAGACACUUGCUGAAACCAUUGGGAAAAUUAUGGUUCAUUAUCUAGGUGUGCAUGGCAGGGUCCGCUAUCUGAAUGUACAGCUCAUUGUUCUGGGUGUGCAUUUGGCAAUUCUCCAGUUGUGUAGUGUGCAGCCUCAAGCAAAGCAGGCUGGGGGUGGUCAGGAAACUGCAGCCACAGAAACCACUGCUGCUGCUGAUCAGACCCAGCUUGCUUCUCAGCCAGGAAUAGCUACUUCUCAGGCCCAGGCAUCUCAAAUUACAACGUCCAUUUCACCUGGACAGGACCCGAAUCUGCAGGCCAACCCAAAUUCCCAGUCUCAAGCUGUCUCCCAGGCUGCUGUGGUGACUUCAGAACAGCGGUACCAACUGCAACAACAGCAUCAGCAAUUCUACCAGCAUCAUUCUGGAUAUGACCCGUGUUAUCAGCAAUACUACCCCCAUCAACAGCAGGCAGUUCCACAAUACCAGCAGCAACCUUUGCAGGUUAAUGCACAAUGCAUGGCUGGCCAGCAUCCUGUGUACCUGCAGAUACAGGCCCAACCUCAAGCCCAGGUGCAGCCUCAACCACAGGUUCAGUCUCAAAGUACAGCCACAACCACAGGCCAGCCUCAGUUACACUCAUCUGUUCAGGCUCCUGCGGCUUCUCAACCUCAGAACCAGGCACAAGUCGACCAACAGCAGCAAACUCACCUUAUGGUGCCACCACACUCUAAAAUUCCAUCACAAACUUACCCAACGGCCCUAGGCCAUCCCCAGCCUCAGGUUCAGCCUCAUCUGCAACAUGGGCUAAUGCCUCAGUAUCAGCAGUAUCACUCCCAUUUGCAACAACCACAGUCCCAGAUUCAUCCUGCUCCUCAACCACAGCCACAGCUAAAUCCUCAACCAAGCCAGCCCUUGAAUCCAAGUUUGAUGCCUCAAACGCAGCACCCUGCAGCCUAUGCUGUGACUGCUCAUCAGUCUUAUCCACAAAAGCACCCUCACCAGCAAGUGCAGAUGGUAACACAACAACAUCCCAUGCAUAUGCAAGCUCAAGGUGGCCUUCACCCACAGCAACAUCCUGCUCAAGUGCAGAAUUCAUUCCCUCAGCAACCUCCUCUGAUUCACCCUUCCCAAUCUCAUGCAGCAAUUCCAAAACAGCAGCUGCCAGGUUUGUUGCCUUCACAAAGUCCUAUGCUGCCACAAGUUCAUCCUCAUUCUCUUCAACCUGCACUUCCAAUUCGACAACAGCCAGUCAUGCAGCAUUCUGCAUCAUCCAUGUCUCAUCAGUAUGUUCUGCAACAACCUCUGUCAACCCAACCGGUGGGCUUGGUUCAGCCUCAAAUACAACAGCAAGGAUCUCAGUCUGUGCAUCCCUAUCCAUCUCAUAAUCUUGUUGGGAGACCAAAUCCUGGAGUACAAUCACAGCCAUAUCCCCAGUCUGCAGCUGGUAUACAUGUUAAGCCUAUGCAACUUGGUGCAAACCAGCCGUCUUCUUAUCCGAAUAAUGUGUUUAGGACCAACAACCAAUCUGGGGUAACUUCGCAACAAAUAUCUGAGGUGCCAGAAGAUCAUGGUACUGACAAAAAUGAGGCUGAGAAAGAAGCAGAUUCAUCCUACCAGGGAAUUGCCAAGAAGGAAGCUAACGAGUUGGAUGCAGCAUCUAGUAUUGGAGCUGAUCUGGUUGACACUAAUACUUCUAAAUCAAAUGCUUAUUUGAAAUCUUUAGAUGAAAAACCUACUGGUGAUGUUGGAGACAGUAGUAGUGGGUUUGAUAUAUCUACCAAGGAGACUCCAGAAUCGAGACGGACUUUUGGUACAGACCUUGAACAACAUAGAGAUCCUGUGUCUACGAAUACGGUCAAGGGUGAGGCUCUUGAGGAUCAGAAAGAUGUUGACAAGGGUGAGCAAAAGGUACAAGAAAAUAAAAUUUUGGAUGGCCCUUUGCUGAAAGCUCCCCCACUACAGGAGGCUAAGCUUGGUGAAGAACAGAAUGGGAAAAUGCAGAAAGAUAAAAUUCUACCUCAAGAUCAGGGUCUAAAGGUCCUGCAGCCUUCUCAUUCAGUUCCAAUUGGUGAUCAGGGAAGGCACCUAACACUGCAUAUGCCUUGUGUGUCUAAUAAUAAACAACAAAGACCUGCGGCUUCUGCCGUGUUACAAGCACCUCCACCAGGACCUCCUCCUAAUCAAUUUAGGGCCCAGGGCCCAGGACAUGUCACCCAUCCAGGACAGGCUUUAGUUCCACCUGAAAAUUAG